AAUGGUGCGUCAAAACAUUAACAAACCCUACUUGAUAACUAUGGCAAUGACAGUGGCUCUCGGCUUCUGAAUGCUAGGCUACUGAUUUGGAUAUUACAAUGCAUUUACAGAUAUUACAUAUCAGAAAUAUGCGGAGAAAGGACAACAAGUCAUCCAUGACAAAAACCUUUUCAACUCUCUUGUCUCAGGCCUCAUUCCUUUCGGUGCCAUCUUUGGUAGUGUUAUGAUCGGCCUCAUUGUUAACAAAGGUAGACGCUUUUCGUUAUUGGUUGUUGCAUCUGUGUUCAUGGCAGCAACAUUACUAAGCUUGGUGUUCAACUUCUACGCUAUGGUGCUUGGAAGAUUGUGCAUGGGCAUUUGUAUUGGCUGAUACGCGACAUUGUGCCCACUGUACAUAUCAGAAAUAUCUCCCCCAGAACUAUCAGGAUUUUUAGGAGUGUUCAACCAGAUGGGAGCUUGCACAGGCAUAGUCAUUGCAUUCAUAGUGCCUUACAUAAUGCCUCUCUCAGAGACACCAACAACCACUAAUCUUGAACCUAAAGCAGUGGUAGACUCUCACAACUGGAGAUUGAUCUUUGGAUUUCCUUUUGGGAUUGCUCUUACCCAAUUCUUGCUUCUUUUCUUCAUUUUCAAAGAUGAAACUCCUUUAUUCUACCUAAAGAAGGGAGAUAAAUCAAAUUAUUACAAAACUAUGAGAAAAAUUUACAUGGGUUGGGAGCCUGAAGAAGAUAUUGAGUUAAAUGAGGUGCAGGAAAAUAAUAACUCAUCACAACAAAAUAAGCCCUCUGAGGAAGAAAGCCUUGUGAGUUCAUGCCAUGAAAAGCAAGUUCAGGACACUCAACCAGGAUACAAGAAAGCAUUACUUAUCGGCUCAGUACUUAGCUUAAUGCAUCAGUUUACCGGGAUCAAUUCAGUAAUAUUCUUUUCAAGUGAGAUAUUUACAGUCGGCCGCAUUGGACUAGAUGCAGCUAUCAGUGCUAGAGCCGGCACAUUGCUCGUUGGUAUCGUAGGCUUCUUAGGUACCGGGCUAUCGAUCCCACUUCAAAAAUACUUCGGAAGAGUUACAUUCAUUCAAUUUAGUGAGGUAAUACUGUGAGCCUCGCUCGCACUUUCUGGCAUCUGAGCCUGAAUGGGAAGCCAAUUUGGAAUCAUCACAUUCACAUUGGUAUUCAUCUUCAUGUUCAAUUUUGGUUACGGCCAAGCAUUAUGGAUAUACUGAGCAGAGGUUUUAGACAGUCGUGGAUGAGCUAUUGUUGCUCUACUGAAUAUGAUUUCUACAUGGAUCUUUGGUACAUUCACAAAUCUAGCAUUCAAAUAUUUGACUCCUCAAGGUGUAUACUUCGGUCUUGCAGCCAUUCAGGUGUUCACAAUCACCUUUGUGUGGGCAUUUGUCAAAGAGACCAAAGGAAAGACCAAACAGGAAUGCGAACAACUGUAUGCGGAGAAAGAUUAG
Messenger RNA from Moneuplotes crassus, 1453 nucleotides. NCBI's taxonomy places the organism in Eukaryota, Ciliophora, Spirotrichea, Euplotida, Euplotidae. The record is from the annotation of a GenBank genome assembly.